Molecule: messenger RNA, 662 nt
Organism: Lagenorhynchus albirostris (white-beaked dolphin)
Lineage: Eukaryota; Metazoa; Chordata; Mammalia; Artiodactyla; Delphinidae
Product: peroxiredoxin-1-like
Exons: 1
Coding region: 17-616 (199 amino acids)
Biological process (GO): response to oxidative stress; cell redox homeostasis; leukocyte activation
Cellular component (GO): cytosol
Molecular function (GO): thioredoxin peroxidase activity
Source: RefSeq, a predicted model, not a curated record
AACUGCUGAUAGCAAUAUGUCUUCAGGAAAUGCCAAAAUUGGGCACAAUGCCCCCCAGUUCAAAGCAACUGCUGUAAUGCCAGAUGGUCAGUUCAAAGAUAUCAGUCUAUCUGACUACAAAGGAAAAUAUGCUGUGUUCUUCUUUUACCCUCUUGAUUUCACCUUUGUGUGCCCCACAGAGAUCAUUGCUUUCAGAGAUAGGGCAGAAGAAUUUAAGAAACUCAACUGCCAAGUGAUUGGUGCUUCUGUGGAUUCUCACUUCUGUCUCCUGGCAUGGAUCAACACACCCAAGAAACAAGGAGGACUGGGACCCAUGAACAUUCCCUUGAUAUCAGACCCCAAGCACACCAUUGCUCAGGAAUAUGGGGUCUUAAAGGCCCAUGAAGGCAUCUCAUUCAGGGGCCUUUUUAUUAUUGAUGAUAAAGGUAUCAUUCAACAGAUCACCAUAAAUGACCUUCCUGUUGGCCGUUCUGUGGAUGAGACACUGAGACUAGUUCAGGCCUUCCAGUUUACUGACAAACAUGGGGAAGUGUGCCCAGCUGGCUGGAAGCCUGGCAGUGAUACCAUCAAGCCUGAUGUCCAGAAGAGCAAAGAAUAUUUCUCUAAGCAGAAGUGAGCACUGGGCCAUUUUAGGGCCAGGUUGCAGUAGGUGGCCAUGAGAA